This is a messenger RNA of Papilio machaon (common yellow swallowtail), 963 nucleotides long. Its product is annotated as regucalcin-like. The record is from RefSeq and is a predicted model, not a curated record. Gene Ontology annotation, biological process: L-ascorbic acid biosynthetic process. The transcript has 5 exons. Gene Ontology annotation, molecular function: calcium ion binding; gluconolactonase activity. Lineage: Eukaryota; Metazoa; Arthropoda; Insecta; Lepidoptera; Papilionidae. The coding region runs from base 28 to 963 and encodes 311 amino acids.
CUAUAAUAUUGCGAAAGCGUAGUCGCAAUGGUGCCUACGAUAAAAGCAGUACAGACCAUCAGCUUCGGCGAGGGCCCACACUGGGACGUAGAUGAACAAGUUCUGUACUACGUUAACUUCCUCGACAGCACAAUCAACAAAUACAACCCAGCAACCGGGCAGAACACCAAAACCAAUAUAGCCCAGUUUCCAAAAACAUACACAUCAUUCGUGAUUCCAAUCGAGGGUAGAAAACACCACUUCCUCUGCGGCAUAAAGCGAGACAUCGUCGAAAUAGAAUGGAAGGGCGAUAACGACAAAGCGGUGGUCCUGCGAACUAUUGCCAGUGUCGAAAAUGACCGACCCGAAAAUUUCUUGAAUGACGGCAAGGCAGACCGGAAAGGACGUUUGGUUACAGGAACAGUAAGUGGUAACCGCGACAGUGAAACUCUGGAUGACAUGAUACUGCCCGAAAAAGGUUCUUUGUACAGAAUAGAUAGCGAUGGCCACGUACACAAGUUAGACGAAAAGAUCACCAUACCUAAUGGUUUGGCGUGGGAUGCAGAAGGAAAGACCUUGUAUCACGUGGACACUAUGGACUGCAUUCGACGAUACGACUACAACAUUGAGACUGGACAUAUAUCAAAUUGUCAAAAAUUAUUUGUCCCGAAUGAUCACGGGAUCGAAGGAAUAUGUGACGGCCUGACCAUAGACACGGAUGACAAUCUCUGGGUUGCCGUAUAUCAAGGGGGUCAGAUAUUAAAAAUUGAUGGCAAAACGGGAGAAAUACUUCAGACAGUGACAAUGCCAACUAGAGAUGUGACAUCACUGACUUUCGGCGGACCGAAUUUAGACAUCUUGUACGUUACUUCUAGCAAUAUGCAAUGGCAAAGGAACGAACCUGUGUGGGGAGCGGCUAUUUACGAGGUCUAUGGACUGUGUGUACGAGGAUAUCCUGCAUUUAAAGUUCAAUUAAAUAGCUGA